AUGAGGACCCUUUACCUCCUGUGUGCAUUGUUCUUCUUGGUUUUGAUGCCUGUUCCAGGGUUUGGCGGAAUCAUAAACACAGUCCAAAGGUAUUACUGCAGAAUACGAGGAGGCCGGUGUGCUGUGCUCAGCUGCCUUCCACGGGAGGAGCAGAUUGGCCGCUGUUCUUCCAGGGGCCGAAAAUGCUGCCGAAGAAAGAAAUAA
This is a messenger RNA of Otolemur garnettii (small-eared galago), 204 nucleotides long. RefSeq names its product beta-defensin 103-like. The coding region runs from base 1 to 204 and encodes 67 amino acids. Gene Ontology annotation, cellular component: extracellular region. Lineage: Eukaryota; Metazoa; Chordata; Mammalia; Primates; Galagidae. Gene Ontology annotation, molecular function: chemoattractant activity; CCR6 chemokine receptor binding. The transcript is spliced from 2 exons. The record is from RefSeq and is a predicted model, not a curated record. Gene Ontology annotation, biological process: cell chemotaxis; defense response to bacterium.